Messenger RNA from Chanos chanos (milkfish), 2557 nucleotides. It is a transcript of the gene tmem19, whose product is annotated as transmembrane protein 19. Gene Ontology annotation, cellular component: membrane. NCBI's taxonomy places the organism in Eukaryota, Metazoa, Chordata, Actinopteri, Gonorynchiformes, Chanidae. The record is from RefSeq and is a predicted model, not a curated record. The transcript has 7 exons. Bases 144 to 1160 code for a protein of 338 amino acids.
UUGUUGGAUUGUAUGGGGGAGCGUGUUUUCGCACCAAAUAAAUACUUUUCUGCUGUGCAGUGGUUGAAGUCGCUCAAAAUGGGACAAACAGGAGGCAAGCAUCGAGGCUGCUACUAUUACAGGCCGUUUUCUCGUCAAGAACAAUGAAGUUGCAAUUUGAGAGUGAUAUGCACAUGAGAGAAUACGUCAAAAUGAUGACUGAUAUGAUUGUGCUGUGUUUUACUUUGGCCAUUUCUCUGUCGUUUUGGGUCAUAUCCAUGACAGCCAGCACAUAUUAUGGUACAUUGCAACCUGUAUCACCGUGGCGAUGGCUGUUCUCGAUCCUGGUUCCUCUCUUUCUCUCCUGCCGUGCCUUGAGGAGAAAGAGCCUUGACCAUGGAGGUGCCCUAGGAGCAUUGUUGGUCGGCUUUAUUCUCACCAUGGCCAACAUGAGCUUCUUCUCAGCCUUGCUAGCAUUUUUCAUCACCUCUACCAAACUGACCAAAUGGAAAGGAGACAUCAAGAAACGCUUUGAUGCAGAAUAUAAAGAAGGAGGGCAGAGAAACUGGGUGCAGGUAUUUUGUAAUGGGGGGGUGCCAACAGAACUUGCCCUGCUCUACAUGAUUGAGGUGGGCCCUGGGGAAAUACCUGUGGACUUUGGGAAACAGUAUUCAGCCUCUUGGAUGUGUCUGUCCUUGCUGGGGGCUCUGGCGUGCAGUGCAGGGGACACCUGGGCCUCAGAGGUGGGUCCUGUGCUCAGCCAGACCCCACCUAAACUCAUCACCACAUGGAAGGAAGUCCCGGCUGGUACUAAUGGAGGAGUCACCCCAGUGGGACUUGUGGCGAGCCUCUUGGGUGGAGCCACUGUGGGCAUGGCUUAUUUCAUUGCUCAGCUUCUCUUUGUAAAGGACCUGCAUUUGGCAGUCCCUCAGUGGCCCAUUGUCGUGUAUGGAGCAAUGGCGGGCCUGCUUGGCUCACUCCUGGACUCCUUCCUGGGAGCCAACAUGCAGUACUCUGGAUUUGAUGAAAGCAUCGGGAAAGUUGUGAAUUAUGAGUCAAAGACGACAAAGCGAAUAUGUGGUAAACCCAUUCUGGACAACAACGCUGUGAACCUCUUCUCUUCUAUUCUCAUAGCACUCUUCUUACCUGGGAUAGCAUGGGGCUUUUGGCCCAGGCAGUAAACCCGACAGUUUCUACAGAAUCUGAAAAACAUCAAAUUUAUAACAUAAUCAAAACAUUUUGUCAAAAGUGUUUGUGAAAGAACCGGAUUUCAGAAGAGUUUCUAUGGGUUUUAACAGUAUGACAGCCCUAUCUGUAGUCCAGAUUGAGAGAGAUGCUUGUCAGCACAGACUCAAAGCAAAGUUCCUUGGUACACUGUGUCUAAAUGUCUUCAAUACUAUCUGUACAAGUAGACUGAGUUGUUUCUCUUUUUAAAUGUGAAUACAAGGAAGAAACUACAGAAGUGUUUUGUUUUGGGGUUUUUUCCCAGUUAAUCAGUUAAUGUUGUUUUACAUUGAGUGCUGCACAAAUGUGUUUUUGGAAUAUGUAUGACAUGUCAUUUUUUGAGAAACACUGGCUUUACUUCUUGAAAUUUUAUUUUAAUGAUGUUCAUAUUGUGUUAAAUAUCUCCAGAUCUUGAGGAGGGAAGCUGGUCAUGUGUAAGUAUGUUGUCGUUGGGAAUAAAUUCCCCUCUGUGCAGUCAAUUUUUAAUACAACCCUUUUCCCUUGACCCUUACUCCAUAGCACUGUGUGUUAGACUUACUAGGCACAGUGUUUACAGAACUGAGGACUUGGGCGAAGUUCAGUGUCAAAACAGAGGCUCAUGCAGCUGAGACUGAGUUGGGUUACGCUGCCUGAGAGUGUUGUAAUGCAACCUUAUGCCUCUCUGCCAAGUUCUUCAUAGGAAUUGGUGAAGCUGACACUUGUUCUUUCUGUAUGGUCAAUGAUAUAAGUAUAAACCCGGCGUGGGUUCGAGCCCCACGUUGGGCGCAUCCUAUUUCUUGAGUGAGCUGUCCAGUCUCUUGAGAAUGUUGUUUGUUUUUCUUUUAAAUCAAGACUGCAUACAGGAGCUGUUUAUGAAAUGCGAUUUCUACAGAAUACAAACAAAUGGUACAUGCAGACUGCAACUGAAUGCAUCAAAGUAGCACAUCUGCGUAAGAUACGCUAUUAACUCUCACAUUAUUUAAUUUCACAGUACAGCAUCACAAAUCGUUCCUCUUAGGCAGGCUUACAGUCUUACUCAGGCUCCACAAAGUGAAUAAAGUAUAGCAAGUGAUGCCUGAGAGGACUGACCUUUUAAUAACACUCCAAAAUAUCCAUUCACAAUGUUUGUUCAUAGACUGAACAAUUAAUCGGUCACUUGUGGAGUGUCAUAAACUGGUUCAGUAUACAUAUAUUAGCCAACAGCACAUAUGAGUCCGGCUUAGAUCAGUCUUUGAGAUUCCAACCAUACGGUCUUUCUGCCUUUUACCAUUUGACUUUGUUUUGGUAAUCAUCUAUUGAAAAAAACAUUUUUUUCCUUUGUAAUAGAAAAUUUGAAAAUGAUUUGACUUGAAAAUUAAUAAAUGGGGAAACAUUA